Messenger RNA from Odocoileus virginianus texanus, 2200 nucleotides. The record is from RefSeq and is a predicted model, not a curated record. NCBI's taxonomy places the organism in Eukaryota, Metazoa, Chordata, Mammalia, Artiodactyla, Cervidae.
ACUUAAGUGACUUAGCAUUCCUGCGUGCAUUGUUUAGUUUACUUUAAAGUACUUUUGGCAAGAUAGACGAAUAAAUAGAUGAAGGGAGAGGAAGAAGUAGUAUGAAGGGGGAGAAUCGGCUGUGGGUCAGGCACCGAGCCUGCUGCACUUAGAAUGAAAUGCCAGCUCCUUAUGGAGGCCUCCAGAGGUUGGAGGGGACGGGCCCUUGCUCGUGUAUCGGUCCUCCCCUCUCAGCACUCCUCCUAACCACCUCCCUAGCAGUUCCUUCCACCUGCCCUAUAGACUGGUCCCCUCUCUUCUCCGGAUGACUCCUUCUGAGGUUUCAGCCUAAAUGUCACCGCAGAGAGACCUUUCCCCACAUCGGACGUAGGUUCCACUUCUCCGCCCCUGCUUUUGGUUGCCGGGCUGCACUCUACCACCCGCGGUGACGGUGUUUAUGUGUUCUGUCUGACUAGCGCUGAAACGUAAGGCCACCACCGGGUCCCCAGAGCCUACACUGAUCGCGCACCUGUUCGCGCCCUGCGCCCAGCUGCAAGGGUCUCUGUUUCGGGAAGUUGCUGCUGUUUACCGCUGGGAUUGCCCACCAGGUCCUGGACUUAGCCGCGUGGCUUCUCACAGCCAGAGUCAGCUGCAACCCAGGACCUCACACCUGACCCCGGAACCCGCCGGCGCCAGGCAGCGGGAACCAGGUUCUUCCGCCACCUCCCAGCCAGGGCCUGGCCGCCCCUCCCACAGAAUGCCUGAGGGCCCUGAGCUGCAUCUGGCCAGCCACUUUGUGAACGAGGCUUGCAGGGAGCUGGUGUUUGGUGGGUGUGUGGAGAAGUCACCCGUCAGCCGCAACCCUGAGGUGCCCUUUGAGAGCAGUGCCUACAGCAUCUCGGCGUUGGCCCGCGGCAAGGAGCUGCGCCUGACCCUGAGCCCUCUGCCUGGGGCCCAGCCCCCACGGGAGCCACUGGCCCUUGUCUUCCGCUUUGGCAUGACUGGCUCCUUCCAGCUGGUGCCCAGCGAUGCGCUGCCACCCCACGCCCACCUGCGCUUUUACACAGCUCCACCUGGCCCCCGACUUGCCCUCUGCUUUGUGGACAUCCGCCGAUUCGGCCGCUGGGACCUCGGGGGCGAGUGGCAGCCAGGCCGCGGGCCGUGUGUCUUGCUGGAGUACGAGCAGUUCAGGGAGAAUGUGUUACGAAACCUAGCAGACAAGGCCUUUGACCGGCCCAUCUGUGAGGCCCUGCUGGACCAGAGGUUCUUUAACGGCAUUGGCAACUAUCUGCGGGCGGAGAUCCUGUACCGGCUGAGGAUCCCCCCCUUCGAGAAGGCCCGCACAGUUCUGGAGGCCCUGCAGCAGCGCAGGCCGGUGAGGGUGCCAGGAGGGAUGCACCUGCACCUCUCAGAGCCCGGAGCUGACCCUGAGCCAGAAGAUCAGGGCCAAGCUGCAGAACCCCGACCUGCUGGAGCUGUGCCAUUCAGUGCCCAAGGAAGUGGUCCAGCUGGGGGGAUCCUGGACCCCUGGCACCCAAAGGGGGCAAGUCCCGCAAGAAGAAGUCAUCCCAGGGAGCACAGCAGGGUCCUGAGGACGGAGCGGAGGUAUGGCUCCCUGCUCCUCCCUGUCCCUGCGCUCUCUCCUAGUCCAGCCACACCUCCCAGGCCAGGCUCUAAGGCAGCUCCUUUCCUUGACAAUGGAGGGCAAAGGUGGGUCCUCACCCACCUGACCUGCUGGGCUCCUCGGGGACCUUUGUCUUCUCCACCCAGGACCCUCCAUCUCCAAACAAGGCCCCUUCAAGGACACGAAGGGCACAGAGAGGCCUUCCUAAACAGACUACAGCCCAGCUGCCCGAGGGGACCAGCCUCCACCAGGACCCAGAAGCGCCCCCAGUCCCUGACACAGGGAAGAGGCGGCGGCGACCGGCACCCUCAGGCCGCCGCAGAACCCGAAAGACCAAGGCUGACACCCCAUCCCUGGAGCCUGAGGGGACCUCAGCCUCCUAGCAAGAGGCUCUUCUUGCUUGUGUCCACCCCUCCUCCUGGCACCCUUGGUCUGGGCCUGUGUGGCUUCCUAGAAGUUGCAGGGAACUGGAUGCUCCAACCCUAUGGCCAUUCCCUACACAAUUACGUUUUUAAUUGUACCCCACUAUCCUCAUUUUUUAAGCCCAUGUGAAAAAUGCUAAUUUUUAGUAAACGCAUAAACUUGAACUUCUUGGCA